AUGAAUUUAAAUAAUUUACCUGAUGAAGUUCUUUUUUAUUCAAACGAUAAAUUUGAUCAAUUUAUUGAAAGCUGCUUAGGUCUUGAUGAAAUGAAUUUAUUGAAAAUACAAUCAAUAAAAAAUAAUAGAACAUUAAUAAAAGUACCAGAUAUUUUUUCUGUUCUUAGUAUUAAAUGUAAAGAACUUGCUGAUCUCAAAGAUCGUUUAUGCUUCAUCGAUGAGGAUAAUAAUAAUAUAAUUAUUAAAACAGGUGUUAAAAUGGGUUUUGAUGACUUGAUAGCAGUCCUUAAAGAGAAGAACUGCAAGUAUAUAAAAAAAACGAAAAAGUCAAAAUUUUCAUCAUCUUCUUCUACCACAAACUCUUCUAUUUCGAAUACAUCUUCGUUAAAUACAACCGAUUCAAAUAUUACCGAUUCGUCUCUAAUAUCAACACCUACAACAGCAACUAAUGUGAUGUCAAUAAAUGAUCAUAUACAAGUAAUUGUUAAUAGUAUUGAAAAAUACUCAAUCAAUACUUUUCGAAACAUUAUUUUAAAACAUGAUGAUGAUUACAUGAUACAUUUAAAUCAAUCAGAUACACGUAUUGAUGUACAUAUCAAAUGUGGUUGUAAAUCAACAAUGAAACUUGCAUUUCGUUUUCAUACCCAAUCAUUUCAACUUUCACAGUAUUUCAAACAUUUGAAGCAUAGUCGUUGUUCUAUGAUGAAAAAAAGAAGACAAGAAUUGACGAAAAAUAAUAAUUUAUCAUACGAUAUUAAUCAUAAUAAUACUUUAUCUAGUAUUGAAGAUGAAAUUAAUUUUUAUGAAGAAAAUAUGAAUACUUUAAAUGAAAACUCACAAAUUACGACCAAUAAAUAUUUUUUUCUUUAUCUUGCUGUUAUGACUAGUUGGGAACAAGAUUUAUUACCAUUCCUUGAUGAACUUCCAUCCUAUAGUGAACGAGCUUGCUUUAUUGCUGAUGAUUCAAGUUAUAUUGUACGACCAGGGAUUCGAUCUAAUAUUGAACAAUUUAUUGAAUUAUUAAAAAAUCAUUAUAAUGCUGCAGCAGCACCUAAUCAAAUCAAAGGAGUAAAUAAUUGUAUGUGUGGUUUAGUAGAUAUUAAUAAUGGAAAUACAGAAUAUCAAUUAAAAUCAUUUGUCCAUGUUUUUGUUAAUAAUCUCAUGAAAAACAUUAAUCGAUCCAGUAACAAUUAUCAAUUUGAUCCUACUGUGAACAAAUUUGCAUCAGCUUUUAGUAUAUUAGCUGGUCAUCAAGCUUAUGAAUUUGUCAGAAUAAACUUACCAGGUUCUUUACCAUCUAUUACUACAUUAAAAAAUUAUAAUCAGAAUAUCAACUUACAUUUAAAUGAAGGGGAAUUCAGAUUUGAUUCUUUAAAAAAAUAUUUAGAUUUGGUUGAUUCAAAUCAUGUUUUUGUGUGUGAGGAUUCAACUAGUGUUGUUGGUUCAGUUUCUUAUGACAGUAAAACUAAUUCAUUUGUUGGUUUUUCACCAAAAUUAGUAAACGGAUUACCUUUGGUAAAUCAAUUUCAAACACAUGAUUUUAAUGAAUUACAACAAUGGUUUCAGGAUAUUGGAAAAUCUAAAUUAAUAAAUGCAAAUUUAGUUGAACCAUUAUUAAAUAAAAGUUCUUCUUCAACUCACUCGAGAUCGUAUAUCAUUUCCGCCUAUGGAACAGACAAUAAAUAUUCCGGUUUGAAUUUAUUUCUUAUUAUUACAUUUAUUAAAGCAGAUACUGAUAUCUUCGUACGUUUAUACUACGGUUGGGUUCUUACAUUUUCAUAUCGGAUGUGGUGUAAUCAACUAGAAAAAACUUAUUCUCGACAAGAAAAGGAUAAUCGUUUUAUUACUAGGGCUGCAUGGUUAUCUAUAGAAAUUAAUAUACAUUGUUUAACAUCAAUAAUUAUUUUAGUAUUACAAGGACUUUUGCCAUCUUCUACUCUUAAUACGCAUCUCUUUAGCAGUCAACCAUGCGAGACUACAUUCCGUAGUGCUCGUGCUCUUUCUGAAGGAAAUAAUGUCGAAUGUCCAUUAAAAUUUCCAAUUCACCACAAGAAUCAACGUGAAGAGAGAACAGCAUCUACAAUUAAUUUAAGUUCAUCAUCAACAACAAUAAAUGAUAUAGAAAAAAUUAUCAUUAAAGCUUAUCAUGAAGCAGAAAAAAUCAUGAACACUUUAGAGUUAUUACAAAUACUAAAAGAAAAUGAUCUUGAUGAUAUUAAAAAAUUAAAUUCGUUUGUUUUUCAACAGCUUCAUUUAAAAUCCUCAAUUGACUAUUGUUACUUCAACGAAGUUGAUCUUCAGGAUAGUGCAGAUGAUAGCAAUAAUAAUAUUCAAAACGAUACAGAAAAUUUUGAAACAAACGUCGAAGUUGAAGGUUUAGAUUCAGAUGACGAUAAUCCGGAUAGUUAUCAUUUUACAACGUCAAAAGAAACCUUCCAAGGAAUGAAAAUAUUCGAUGAAAUUGAUCCAACGAAAAAGAACAAUUAUUUUCAUAUUAUGAUUAAUAAUAAACCAAAAUAUUUACAUAAACAAACGGCAGCACGUCUGUUGACUACUAGUAAAAACUGUUUAUCGUCGGACAGAUUAUCACGAGUACAACAGACAAGGAAACAGAAAUAA
Molecule: messenger RNA, 2619 nt
Organism: Rotaria sp. Silwood2
Lineage: Eukaryota; Metazoa; Rotifera; Eurotatoria; Philodinida; Philodinidae
Source: the annotation of a GenBank genome assembly